Messenger RNA from Stereum hirsutum FP-91666 SS1, 3137 nucleotides. Its product is annotated as plasma-membrane proton-e. The record is from RefSeq and is a predicted model, not a curated record. Gene Ontology annotation, cellular component: plasma membrane. Gene Ontology annotation, biological process: regulation of intracellular pH; proton export across plasma membrane. Gene Ontology annotation, molecular function: P-type proton-exporting transporter activity; ATP binding; ATP hydrolysis activity. The transcript has 8 exons. Bases 135 to 3137 code for a protein of 1000 amino acids. Lineage: Eukaryota; Fungi; Basidiomycota; Agaricomycetes; Russulales; Stereaceae.
CCCACGAGCUCCCCCCCGCCCUCAGUCUCAGGACUCGCUCCCCCAAGCGUACGCAAAGUCCCCGCCAGGGUCCUCCCUGCCCGCUCUCCUCUCCCACCCCCGCCCUCAUAGGACCUUCCCUCCGCGCUCAUCCAAUGUCUGAACCCAUCGUCGAAAAAGAAGCGGGACCCCCCGCCGGCGACACCCCUGUCGCCGAGUCCCCUGCCGCCGAGGUCCCAGAGAAACGGAAAAGGGAAUACAAAGAUUUUGGCCACGACGAAGUAAAGGCGACCCAUGCCAACGUCGAUAUGUCUCAGAUCGAAUUGAAGGCUGAGGACCUCUACGACAAGGAAAAGGUUGACCUCGAGACCAUCGUUAUCGAAGAUGUCUUCAAGCUCCUCCAGUGCGAGGAGAACGGUCUUACUACCGAGGAGGCUAACCGCCGUCUCGAGAUCUUCGGUCCCAACAAGCUCGAGAGUGAGGAGCAGAACCCCUUCCUCCAGUUCCUCUCCUUCAUGUGGAACCCGCUCUCCUGGGUCAUGGAAGCCGCCGCCCUCGUCGCCAUCGCCCUGUCCAACGGUGAAGGUCGCGCUCCUGAUUGGCAAGAUUUCGUCGGUAUCGUCCUCCUUCUCUUCAUCAACUCUGGUAUCGGUUUCUACGAGGAGCGCAACGCCGGUAACGCCGUCAAGGCCCUCAUGGACUCGCUCGCCCCCAAGGCCAAGGUCAAGCGUGACGGCAAGUGGGCCGAGUACGAGUCCUCCGGUCUCGUUCCCGGUGACAUGAUCUCGUUCAAGAUUGGUGAUAUCGUUCCCGCCGACUGUCGUCUUACCGAGGCCAUCAACGUCUCCAUCGACCAGGCUGCCCUUACUGGUGAAUCGCUCCCCGUCUCGAAGAAGGCCGCUGACCAGUGUUUCUCGGGCUCUACCUGCAAGCAGGGUGAGGCUGAGGGUGUCGUUAUCUCGACUGGUCCCAACACUUUCUUCGGUCGUGCCGCUUCGCUCGUCGGCCAGGACGACGAGACCACCGGUCACUUGCAGAAGAUUCUCGCUCAGAUCGGUUCUUUCUGUCUCGUCGCCAUCGGUAUCUUCGUCGUCGCCGAGAUCCUCGUCCUCUACGCUGGCUUCCGCUUCUCUUACCGUGAAGGUCUCGACAACAUCCUCGUUCUCUUGAUCGGUGGUAUCCCCAUCGCCAUGCCCACUGUCUUGUCCGUCACCCUCGCCGUCGGUGCCCAGCAGCUCGCCAAGCACAAGGCCAUCGUCACCCGUAUCACUGCCAUCGAGGAGUUGGCCGGUGUCACCAUUCUCUGUUCCGACAAGACCGGUACGCUCACCACCAACAAGCUCACCAUCGAUCGCAGCACCAUCAAGACGUACGGUCCCUUCUCCGCCGACGAUAUCAUUCUCCUCGCCGCCUACGCUUCUCGUACCGAGAACCAGGACGCCAUCGACGCUUCCGUCGUCGGCGCUCUCGGUGACGUCGACCGUGCCCGCGCCGGUAUCAAGCUCCUCGACUUCAAGCCCUUCAACCCCGUCGACAAGCGUACCGAGAUCACCUACCGCGAGGAGUCCUCCGGCAAGCUGAAGCGUGUCACCAAGGGUAUGACCGGUAUCAUCAUCGAGCUCUGUACCCGCAACAAGACCGAGGAGCAGGAGAACCAGCUCGAGCAAGACGUCGAGGAAUUCGCUACCCGUGGUCUCCGUGCUUUGGCCGUCGCGUACGAGGAUGUCAAUGGUGACGACCACGAGGGUGAGGGUAACGGCUUCGAACUCAUCGGUCUCCUCGCCAUCUUCGAUCCUCCCCGUGACGAUACCAAGCAGACUAUCGACGACGCUCUCGCUCUCGGUGUCAAGGUCAAGAUGGUCACCGGUGACCAGCUCGCUAUCGCGAAGGAGACCGGUCGUCGUCUCGGUCUCGGCGACCACAUGUACCCCGCUAAGGUUCUCAAGGACGGACCCGAGCCCGGAGGCAAGCACCGCACUCUCGACGAGAUGAUCAUGGAUGCCGAUGGUUUCGCCGGUGUCUUCCCCGAGCACAAGUUCGAGAUUGUCAAGCGUCUCCAGGGUCUUGGUCAUCUUUGCGCCAUGACUGGUGACGGUGCCAACGACGCCCCCGCUUUGUCUCGCGCCAACGUCGGUAUCGCCGUCGAGGGUGCCACUGACGCUGCCCGUGGUGCCGCCGAUAUCGUCUUGACUGAGCCUGGUCUCUCCACCAUCGUCCACGCCAUUCGCGGGUCUCGUGUCAUCUUCCAGCGUAUGCGUAACUACUCCAUCUACGCCUGUGCCGUCACCAUCCGUAUCGUCGUCUGCUUCGCUAUCCUCGCCUUCUGCUACAAGUUCCAGUUCCCGCCAUUCAUGGUCCUUAUCAUCGCGCUCCUUAACGAUGGUACCAUCAUGACCCUCUCCGUCGACCGUGUCUUGCCCUCGAUGACACCGGAUAGUUGGGACUUGGCUGAGAUUUUCGCCUACGCUGUUGCCUACGGUCUUUACCUGACCGUGUCUACGAUCGUCCUUGUCGUUGUCAUCAUCGAGACUUCGUUCUUCCAGGACAAGUUCGGCGUCAGCCUCGAGAACGCGCCCGGCUCGAUCAACCACAACGACCCUCAACUGCACAUGAUCGUCUACCUCCAGGUCGCCAUCAUCUCGCAGGCCUUGAUCUUCGUCACCCGUUCGCACGGUUUCUUCUUCAUGGAGCGCCCUUCGUUCGCGCUGUUCGGUGCCUUCUGUAUCGCUCAGCUCGUCUCCUCCAUCAUCGCCGCGUACGCCGACUGGGGCUUCACUAACAUCCACUCCAUCUCUGGUGGCUGGAUCGGUAUCGUCUGGGUUUGGAACAUCGUUUGGUUCAUGCCUCUCGACUGGAUCAAGUUCGCUAUGAAGGCCACCAUCAUCAAGUACCUCCGCAACCGUCACGAGGCCGCCGCCGCCGCUGCCACCAAGGCUCAGGCCGAGGGCGUCCCCAUGACCCGUACCCAGUCCCGCGCCGCCUCGAUCCACGAGUCGCUCUACUCCAACCGUACCUCGUUCAUCCGUCGUGCCGCUCGCAAGGUCGGCUUCGGCCAGCGUGUGCGCGUCAAGCCCGAAGAGCUCCAGCGCUUCAGUAGCAUCCAGGCUCAACAGUCUGGCCAGGUCCUGGCUCGUCACCCAUCUCGCCCUACCGCAUAG